Messenger RNA from Trichoplusia ni (cabbage looper), 3260 nucleotides. It is a transcript of the gene lmgA, whose product is annotated as anaphase-promoting complex subunit 11-like. Gene Ontology annotation, cellular component: anaphase-promoting complex; nucleus. Gene Ontology annotation, biological process: protein ubiquitination; anaphase-promoting complex-dependent catabolic process; positive regulation of mitotic metaphase/anaphase transition. The transcript is spliced from 3 exons. NCBI's taxonomy places the organism in Eukaryota, Metazoa, Arthropoda, Insecta, Lepidoptera, Noctuidae. The record is from RefSeq and is a predicted model, not a curated record. Bases 719 to 2302 code for a protein of 527 amino acids. Gene Ontology annotation, molecular function: ubiquitin protein ligase activity; cullin family protein binding; zinc ion binding.
UCACCAAUAUUAAUUUUAAUGACAUAAAAUGUUCCCUAAACAUCUUAUAAUUGAGUUGGUAUACAUUGAGUCAAUUAAUAACACAAAUGGUAUUAGGGGAGAAUAAGGUAUGCCAAACAGUUCUAAAUGUUUACAUGUUUACAUGAUAAUAACUACCUCGUGCAACUCGAAGUAAACAACAACUGUACUGUAACAUUUCGAUUGCCAUGAAACAAUAGGUCAGAGAGUGCUUUCGAAAUCACCAACAAUAGCCGAGUCGUGUGCGCCGCGGACCGCUAGCCACCGUUGCAUUCAUUCUCAUAGUAAACAAUCACUUUUACAUUAUUAAAAGUGUGGGUCAACUCAUUGUUUGGCCUUAUGGUGCUUACUGCAUUAACUAUACAAUACGCAAUAGCCAUGGUAGAGCUACCAACAAAGUCAUUUACAAGUCGAGAGACAAUAGUCGCAAAGUAGCGUGCGGUUGUAGAACGCGCAACGAGCGACGGCGACGUAGAGUCCGAGCGACAGUGACGCUGACGUAGCGCUGAGCCGGCUUGCCGCACGCCGGUCGUCACUCAGGCGCGCUGAGCCAGUGAGUGCCGCGCGCUCGCGGGGACGGACGUAUCGCCCCGCGUACUGAGCGCUCUCGUGUUCUGUGAAUUACGCGGUUCUCGUUGACGCGCUCCAUCUACUAUAGUACGCAUAUUAUAGUGUUGCUCGAGUGACGCUUCGUUUAAGCAUGCUGAUGGUACAGACCAACACUCAACCGAUGAAGAACAACAAAAUUAAAGGACCACCUCCGGUGCCUCCGCGGCCUAACCAGAGCGUGGUGGCGGAGGCCCUGGCAAAAACAAGGAAGGCUGUAGCGGACUCUAAAGCAAGCUUCACUAAGUCUCGCGCCUUCUCUAAGCAGGAUAACCAUUACACACCGAAAUCUAAAACUUUAGAACGAGCUAACACAGUCAGUGAAUCAACAGUGUCACCCAAACAAAAUGGUUUAGCGCGGGUUAAGUCCUUUAUCCGAGAUGUAAUCAGCGAUCGAAGCUCUUCUUCCGAUGAAAGAAAAUCAAGUGGCCAAAAUUCCAGAAGGAGCUCUAGUGACAGUAGUUCUAUUCCCACUCCGACGUCUAAUAAAAGAUCGAAUGAAUCACUUAAUUCUAAAGCUGUUAAAACAUGUAGACAAAUACUUGUCAGAUCUCUAUCAACGUCCAACAAACUAGAUCAAGAUACAAAAUGUAAAGUAUCUAAGUCUUCUAGUUUCGCAGAGAAGACUCUACCUUUACGCAAAGCACCUCCGCCACCGUUAUCACCGAAACCUAAGUUAAAACCAAUGAAGCCUUUACCUGUACAUAAAAGUCCUGUAGAUAAUAAUAAACGUAAGGAAUCGCCAGAAAUAAGUCCUUAUUCAUCCCCAAUAGAUGCGAAACCUCCAAAAAGUCCUGUGGCAGAAGCACCCUAUGCUUCCGUCGAAGAGGUUCAGGAAUUCGACGACAGAUUACGAAAUAGUCCUUCAAAACAAGUCAGUCAACAACCGGAUACAAAAACAAGCAUACAAGCCGAGCCUCCAAGUCCAAAACCGGACGAAAAUGAAAAUAAAAACAUCAACUCCUUGGAAAGAAAAACAUCGCGAGUGACUGAAAUGUUAAUUUCAGAGAUUCUUGCUAGUCGGAAUAAUAAUAAAGACGAGGCGAACACUGUUAUUGAUAAAGGGAAAGAUUCUGAGAACAUGACUAAUGGCAACGAGAGUUCGGAAAUGGAAAUGAUGAAGGACAUGAACAACCAUGAGAUGUUGAUAUACGAGUUGCAGACGAUGCGGUCGCAGUCUAACGUGCCGGAGUCCUUGGACGGGGCGGAGGACCCGGAAACCAACGGGCAGUGCGACUCUGAGGAUUCCGAACACUCGGAACAGAAUUACGCCAUGUCCUCUGUAACUAGCGGGAACACUGACGAUGAUCAGGCUUACGCGUACAUACUCGACGACGACCUUAAAUCUAGACUACGUAAGCAGUUCCGGGCGAUCAGCACGAUGUCUUUGCAAGGACUGCCGCCUCUACCGAAGAGCCUCAGCGGCUUCGCUGACGGCGAGCCUGACCUGCAGGACACACCUUCACCACCCUCGGACAAACCACCAACGGACCUUGACUCACAACUCGCCUACCUGAAGAAAGAAAUGGCUAGUCUACGGCAGCUGGACCUGUCCCUCCUCUCUGAGCUGUGGACCUUGAGCGAGGCUAUGGCGUCUUGGCGGCGGCAGCUCGAGCGAGGCCCGCGCCUGCGACCGGCGCCCCCGCCUCCCCCGCCGCCACACUACCUCCGGACAUAAGCAUAACAACAAAUACAUAAUAAACAAACAACUCAUGUUGUAAUAUCGCCUAACUGAAGACCAGAAAAAGUAGACAAGCUAACAAGUCGCAAAAUUGUACGAAGCUAUUGGCAGAAAACAAAAUUUCCUUUAUCGAAGAUCAAACGAAAUAAAAAAAUACAAUGAUUUAUUCUAUUUUUUGUUUUUUUUUACCUCGAUAUGCAUGUACUGUUUUUCUGGUCUGCCCCAAGCAGAUACACAAAAAAUACAGAAUGACACAUGAGCACACCAGCAUGUCCAAUUCACUUUGUGAAAUGAUGUUUUUUGUGAAUUUGCUCAGCAAGCGAUAAUUAGGAUGUACCUGUAAUAUUUGAUUGUAUGUGUAGUUAGUUAUAAGCAAGUCGAGACUCAUCUUUGUGAAUUAAUGAAAGACUUGGGUUGCCGAAACUACCGAGAUACUUUUUGAAAUAGGAUAUCAAUAACGUACAGAAUGAAAAAUGAAUAAAAAUAGAUUGUCUCUGUAAAUUCACAAUCUAUUUUUUGUAUACCAGAGGUAAACUAGAAAUUGCUUUCAUGGUAAAUCAGUCUCUGGUAUGGGAAACCAUAAAUAGCAUUUAAUUUUGAGCCUUUGAGAUUACUUUGCCUCUAGCAGCUGAAUUAAGAAACCCCAAUACAUAAUAAACUAGGUAAACCCGUUGUAAAAAGAACACUACGGUAAAGAGAAAUUCUAUAUCAAAGUGUCACCACGGACGAAAAAUCGACUGUACAGCGAUAAGCUAAUACGGGAUAGUCAUUGUUAUUUAACAAUCUUAAAAAGUUACUUAGCCUAUAGAAGCAAACUACGAAAUAUUAUAGAUUAUAACAUGGCAACCCCAACAGUGAUGUAAAGUAGUGGUUAUACCAAUGUAUUACUAAUAAAGUUGAUUGAGGAAUUAACUGUAUUUAUUAAGUUUAAAUAAAACUUUUGUAAAUAAACUGA